UACUUCCCUUUACACAUACAACUAGCUAAAUUCAGUUGAGAACAAUUUAGCAACAAUGGCAAAGGCCCUUGUUCUUUUUCAGCUUUCAGUUUUAUUACUUAGCUCAUUUACAGUUGUUAGCCAUGCUCAUGGUGAGUGGUACUCAUUAUACAAAAAUGUUGACCACCUUUCACCAGCUCAAGCCCCUAAGCCUCACAAGGGCCAUCACCACCCCAUAAAUUCCCCAGCCCCUUCACCAAUUUAUACUCCAACAAAGCCACCAACUAAAGCUCCAACAAAGCCACCAACUAAAGCUCCAGCUUAUAGCCCAUCAAAACCACCAGUUAAGCCACCAGUCAAACCACCAACACCAUCACCUUAUUAUCCAACUAGGAAACCUGUAGCUGUAAGAGGACUUGUUUACUGCAAGCCUUGCAAGUUUAGAGGGAUUGAAACUCUUUACCAAGCUAAACCACUUCAGGGAGCCAAGGUGAAGCUAGUGUGCAGCAACACCAAAAAGACAUUAGUCGAACAGGGGGAAACAGACAAGAACGGCUUCUUCUGGAUCCUGCCCAAACUCUUGAGCUCAGGAGCCUACCACAAAUGCAAGGUGUUUUUGGUCUCAUCAAAGAAUUCUUACUGUAAUGUCCCAACGAAUUUCAAUGGUGGAAAAUCUGGUGCACUAUUGAAGUACACCCCACUUCCCAAGCCACCAGCUCCAGCUAGCCUUCUCCCUGUUAAGGCAUCCACCCCCAUAUUUGAUGUCUUCACUGUUGGGCCUUUUGGAUUUGAACCCUCAAAGAAGGUCCCUUGCAAGAAGUAAUUAACUUGGGAAAUUAGAAUGUAGUAUUAAGGGAUAAAUGUGUUGGAGAAAGAAAAAAAAAUUGUAGUACCCCUGUUUCCUUGUUAUUCCAUUAAUAAAUAUGAUCAUGUAAGAGGAAAGAAUGUAGUUUAAUUUAAUUUUCUUGUUUUUUCAAUUUCGUUUCUGUCUGUUUAAAGCCUAAACAAGUGAAAGGGAUUUAUAAAGUGUA
This is a messenger RNA of Solanum dulcamara, 1010 nucleotides long. Its product is annotated as non-classical arabinogalactan protein 31-like. The record is from RefSeq and is a predicted model, not a curated record. The transcript is spliced from 2 exons. The coding region runs from base 56 to 802 and encodes 248 amino acids. NCBI's taxonomy places the organism in Eukaryota, Viridiplantae, Streptophyta, Magnoliopsida, Solanales, Solanaceae.